AUGUCGAUGUGGACUGAGCUCGGCGAUGUGGCGACGGUGGCACAGCUUGUCGGCGCAGACGUCGUCGGGCUCAUCUCAAGGAUCACGCAGGCUGCGGAGACGGCGCGGCAGAACAGGAGGGAGUGCCGGCAGCUCGCGCGUCGGGUGCUCAUAAUCUCGCGGCUGCUGCCGCUCGUGGAGGACCCGGAGGCGGCGCGGCCGAUGGCCGGGCUGGGUGACAUGCUGCAGGAAGCCCACGAGCUCCUCAUGUCCUGCCAGAGGAGGAGCGCGGCGUACCAUUUUUUCAUGGCUGGCAGGAAGGCCGUGAGGUUCAGGGAGAUGCAGAACAAGAUCGACUUCUACCUUCUGCUCUUCCCCGUAACCAGCCACAUCGGCAUUGCACGCCGUCUCGACCGGAUCUACAAGCUCCUUGACACCGCCGGAGCCGGAGCUGAACCGUCUACGCUUUCAGAGUCGUCCCAGCUGCAGGAGUCUACAGUGGUCGAUCAGGAAGUAGUACCAUAUGAAAUCCAUGACUUGACGUUUGCAGAAAUCGUCGCUGCCACCGAUUAUUUCUCCCCUCACACGGAGCUCGAGUCCGGCCACUCUGUGACGAUGUACAGGGGAAUGCUUCACGAUGGGCGACAAGUGGCCGUCAAGCGCAUCAUGGACCGGCAGUCAAACUUGUUACAGGAGAACUUGUGCACGGAGCUGGACAUCCUACCACGGCUCCGACACAAACACAUCGUCCGCCUCCUCGGAUCAUGCAUGACUGCAAGCAAGGACAAGCAACAGAAAAGAAGGCGUCCGCUAUCCUGGUGGAGAAAGGAGACGAAAGAGCCGGAGUGGCUGACCGUCUACGAGUACAUGGAGAAUAGCACGCUCUUCCACCACCUACACCACCUACACCCUGAUGAUGGCUCCUCCGAGCUGUCACCCGUGACGGUGUCCUGGAAGACGCGCAUCGAUGUGCUCCUCGGCGUGUCGCGCGCCAUCAAGCACAUGCACUGCCAUGCCAACCCGCCGAUCAUCCACAAGGACAUCAAGUCGCAAAACAUCCUCUUCGACGCCAACUGGGUACCGCAUGUGUCGGGCUUUGGCUUGUCCUUGGUCUGUGACAAGGCGAUGAGUGAGGAGUUCGGGAUGAGAAGCGCCAUUACUGGCACAUGGGGGUACAUCGACCCAGAGUACUUGGCCACUGGUCACGUGAAGCCGGCGAGCGACGUGUAUGCGCUGGGCAUCAUGAUGCUCGAGGUUCUGACAGGUAAAAAGGUGACUGUGGUGGACGACCAGGGGGAUAAUCUACUUUUGACAGAGUUCGCAGUCCCCAUCAUUGAGGCCGGCAAUAUUAGGGGGUUGUUGGGCACUCGACCCGUACCGGAGCCAACGCCCGGGCAGCUCCGGGCGCUGGAGAACGUGGCCCAGACUGCACGAUGUUGCGUGAAGGAGAAUGGGAUGGACCGGCCGGCCAUAUCAGACAUCGUGGCCAACCUCCAGACGGCGCUCGAAUUGUACCGCGGGGAGGAGCCAAGCUCGGUUCACGAGCCACCAGAACAUGCCAGCAGCAGCCUACAGUGGGCAGUCUUCCCGUCCCAGCCGGAGCCGGAGUCUUCGGAGAUCACGUUGGCGGAGGAUCCUCCAGCCGGUAGCGGCGACGAGAAAUGCAAGUCUGAUCCGGGCGGCAGCUGCUCCAGCUCUACCGACGGCACGCAGUACCAUAAGAUUACUAACUCUAUCUAG
Molecule: messenger RNA, 1719 nt
Organism: Triticum turgidum subsp. durum (durum wheat)
Lineage: Eukaryota; Viridiplantae; Streptophyta; Magnoliopsida; Poales; Poaceae
Source: the annotation of a GenBank genome assembly